Messenger RNA from Drosophila arizonae, 1112 nucleotides. It is a transcript of the gene side-VIII, whose product is annotated as sidestep VIII. NCBI's taxonomy places the organism in Eukaryota, Metazoa, Arthropoda, Insecta, Diptera, Drosophilidae. The record is from RefSeq and is a predicted model, not a curated record. Gene Ontology annotation, molecular function: protein binding.
CAYGCAGACCUAUCGCUGGCCAAUGGGCCCCUCAUCGAGGACAUCCGGCCAUUCCUUGGCAUACUGGCCGGCAUUGUGGGCAGUUUAUUUCUGGUGGCACUCAUCAUCGUGGUGGUGGUGCGGGUGCGCGGCUCGUCGGGACGCGAUCGCAAUAAUUACUCGCAUCCGGGCAACGGCGGCAGCAGCAGCACCGCCAACGGCAACGGCAACCUCGGCAUUCUCGGCAGCAACAACAAUGGCAGCCUGGGCAUCGGCACACUGGCGCACAAUGGUGGCCAAUCAGUGCAGGAUAUGCAUCGCAUCGGCCGGGAGACGUGCCACGUGACGAGCAGCCUGGACAGCAUUGAUAAGAAUCCGGACAUAAUACCGCAAGAUGGCCACGACGUGGACGACGAGUGGACAACAAAGGGCCACAAUCGUGCCUAUGCCACGGCCGCAUUGGCCGAGCAGAACGCCGUGAUAACCUCCACAACCUACGAUCACAUCAUGCCCACGUAUGCCGUGGUCGACAAGAAGACUGGCCCGCCCACAGCCCACGGCCAGUACAUACAAUAUAAUACGCUUAUACCCGUUGGCAAAAUGGGCGCUUAUGCCAAUCAGCAGCAGCAGCAACAGCAGCAGCAGCAACAACAGCAGCAGCAGCAGCACCAACAGAAGACUGAGCUCAGCUAUAGCGAGCUGGCUGGUGCCCCACUGGUGGGCAAUGCCGUUGGCGUUGGCGGCGUCCAGCGCCUGACGCCCUAUUGCAGCGCCACCUUGGGACGGCCGAGGCAGACGGACCUGAAGCGAGCCGAGCCGAACAUCUACUCGCAGGUAAAUGUUAUGAUGGAUGAUGAAAUUUUGGCGGACUUGCAGGCGGCCACGGCGUCGGGCAGCAGCUACGUGGCUGGCGCUGUGGUCGAUAAUGUGGGMGGGACUGGCGGGCUCUACAUGCAGGGCUAUGCGACGCGUGUCUGAAGGGAGUCUAAAAUGUUUUAUUUUUAAUUUUAUUUGUAUUUCUUUGCUCGGUUCGUAGUGCUGUUUAGUUGAAUUGCAUUGUUAAUUUCAUUUUGUUGUUGUGCUAUGAUUUAUGCUUUAAUAAAUUCGAAAACAUUUGGUUUGAUUUUUCUUCU